UGAACUUUUACUUCCUUGUACUAAAGCCGAUAGAGGAACUGACCGCCCUGCGGCUGGCCUGCUGUCAACACUCUACAUCCUCUCCUGCUUCAUUUCGUAACGUUUAAAUCAUGAGAAGAUAGAAAACAAAGAGCGACUAAGAGGAGCCGCGAAGAAGAGUUUUCAGGGGAAGCUGCAGAUAUGGCUCGCUCAGGGUCACAGGGCGAGAUGACUGAGUACAAGAAGAUCCUGAUCAAACGGGAUCUGGAGAUGGGCGUUGUCAUGACGGUGUUUCGGCAGAAGGCGGAGCGACUUACGGUGCAGGUCAUCAUGGAGACCCGGCAGGUGGCUUGGACUCGCACUGCAGAUAGAACCGAUGGUGUCUUGGACCUGUUUGAGAUCAGAGAAAUCCGACCAGGCAGGAACUCCAAAGACUUUGAGCGCUUUAAAGACGGGAAGGACAAACACAUCGAAAACACCUGCUUCACCAUCUUCUACGGCUCCCAGUUUGUCCUCAACACCCUCAGUCUGGGAGCUGAUUCUGUGGAGGAGGCUCAGAAAUGGCUGAUAGGACUCGAGCUGCUGAGAGAGGAGACACUGGCAGCUCCGACCCCAGUUCUGAUUGAGAGCUGGCUGAGGAAGCAGAUGUACUCUGUCAACCAGACCAAGACCAACAGCCUCUCAGUGAAGGAGCUAAAGUCUCUACUACCGAUGCUGAACUACAAGGCCCCCAGCUCUAGAGCUCUCAAAGACAAACUAGUGGAAGUGGGAGCCAAGAAAGAUCGCCUGGACUUUGAACAGUUUCACAAGUUUUAUAACCUGAUUAUGUUUGAGCAGAAUGAGAUCUUGGAUGAGUUCAAAAGGGAAGCUUGUUCUUUUAUUCUGGGAAAUACUGAUAAAUUGGAUGCUUCGGCUGUUCUGCUGCAUGAUUUCCAACGAUUUCUCAUUUAUGACCAGAAGGAACUCUGGGCCAAUGAUCUAAACCAGGUCAGAGAACUGAUGACCAUCUUCAUUGAUGACACCAUGAGAAAAACCAACGACCCUGAGUUCACCGUCAGCGAGUUCCUGAGUUUCCUGUUUUCCAAAGAGAAUUCAAUUUGGGAUGAGAAGUAUUCUGAGAUCAACAACCUGGACAUGAACAACCCUUUGUCCCAUUACUGGAUCAGCUCCUCACACAACACGUACCUGACAGGUGAUCAGCUUCGCAGUGAGUCAUCCACAGAGGCUUAUGUCCGCUGCCUGCGUCUGGGAUGUCGCUGUGUUGAAUUGGAUUGUUGGGAGGGUCCCGGAGAGCCCAUCAUCUACCACGGCUGGACCAGAACCACCAAGAUCAAGUUUGAGGAUGUGGUCAAAGCCAUAAAUGAGCAUGCUUUUGUCACUUCAGACUUCCCAGUCAUCCUGUCCAUAGAGGAGCAUUGCCCCUUAGAGCAGCAGCGUCAGAUGGCUCGCAUCUUCAAGGAAGUCUUCGGAGACAAACUCCUGAUUGAACCUGUGGAGCACAUGGCCGAGCAGCUGCCCUCACCUACGCAGCUGAAGGGGAAGAUCAUACUGAAGCAUAAGAAGCUCAAUGUGGAGGGAGGAGCAACAACCAAAGACUUUAGAAAAGGCCAGAGGCAGGGAGACUUGGAGAUCUGGGAUCCAGUGGAUCAGCGCUGGAACCGACACUACUGUGUAAUCUCUGAUGACAAGCUUUACUACGCAGAGGAGUACGAGGAGGAAGAGGAAGAUCCCCGGAAGUACCAGGAAUUGCACUGUGCAGAACCAUGGUUUCAUGGUCGCAUGCAGGAGGGUAGGCUGACGGCCGAGCGACUGAUCCAUGACUACUGCGCUGAAACCGGGGUACAAGAUGGCACCUUCUUGGCCCGACAGAGUGACAGAUAUGUCAACGACUACACCCUCUCUUUCUGGCGCAGUGGGAGGGUCCAGCACUGCCGAAUUCGCUCCACCUCAGAGGGAGGACACACCUACUUCUUCCUGACCCCUAACCUGCACUUCUCAAGCAUCUAUGCUCUGAUCCAGCACUACAGAGAAAACCCGCUGCGCUGCCAGGACUUUGAGCUGCGACUUACCGAAGCUGUGCCCAAACCUGACCCUCACCUGCAGGAGGGAUGGUUUUACAAAAACCUGAGCAGAGGCGAGGCGGAGGAUUAUCUGCUCAGGAUCCCCAGAGAUGGAGCUUUCCUGAUCCGGCAGAGGGAAGGAGAACAAGACUCUUACGCCAUCACAUUCAGAGGUGACGGGAAGGUAAAACAUUGUCGGAUACAGAAAGAGGGGGGCGUGUAUCUGCUGGGCACCACUACAGAGUUCGAGAGCCUGGUGGAGCUGGUGAACUACUUCAAGAAGAAGCCGCUGUAUCGUAAAAUCAAGCUGCGGUACCCGGUCACACCUGAGCUGGUGGAACGCUUCAGCACAAACGAGAACUGUUCCACUAUAUAUAUGGAAACAUAUGUCAAACCCAAUGAGAUUGAGCCUUCAUUGCCCCAGAAUACAGUCCGAGCUUUAUACAGCUACCAAGCCAAGAGAUCAGAUGAGCUCAGCUUCACUAAAGGGGCUUUAAUACACAAUGUUUCCAAAGAAAUCGAUGGAUGGUGGAAAGGUGACCACGGAGGACGGAUGCAGCUGUUCUUUCCUGCAAAUUACGUGGAGGAAAUCUCCAACAACACCCAGGCUGACGCUAGAGCUCAGGAAAUGGAGGACAACCCUCUGGGUGAACUUUGCAAGGGUAUUGUGGACAUAUCCAGCUACGACAUUCAAAGAAUGAAGGGCGGUAAAUACGGGAAACCACAUGUGUUGACCCUGCAGAACAAGGAGCAGGACAAUUUGCAGUUCGACCUGGCCACUAGCACCCCAGAGGAGCUGUUCAAGUGGUACCAGGUGGCCUGGGACAUCACCACAAGAGAGAUGAACAAACAGUACAACAAGGAGCAAGAGAUGCGACAACAGGAGGAAGUGGAAAAGAAGGCAGAGGUUGCCAUGGAGAUGUCUGACCUGGUGGUCUACUGUCAGCCGCGCAGCAAGGAGAAGGACCGCUUCGACAGCUACAACUACAAAGAGAUCCGCUCCUUCGUGGAGAACAAAAUUCCAGCAAAGCACCGUACAAAGGAAUUCCUGAAGUACAACCGCAAAGCUCUGACCCGCGUCUACCCAAAAGGCCAGCGAGUGGAGUCCUCCAACUACGACCCCUACCCUCUGUGGGCGGUGGGCUGCCACAUGGUAGCUUUGAACUACCAGACUGCAGAUAGAUACACCCAGCUGAACAGCGCCCUCUUCAGCCUGAACGGACACACGGGGUAUGUGCUGCAGCCUGAGAUGAUGCGCGCUGACAGCUACGAUCCUCAUCAGGAGAAGAAGAAAGUCAAGUACAACAUUAAACUCAAGGUGAUCGCUGCUAGACACCUGCCUAAACCGGGCCGCAGCAUCGCCAGCCCGUUUGUGGAGGUCGAACUGUGUGGACACUCAGAGGAGAAGUUCAAGACCAUCGUUUACCGUGAUAACGGGCUGAAUCCAGUGUGGAAAGCCCCAGCAGAACCUGUGGAGUUUACAGUCUACGAGCCUGAGCUCACCUUCCUCCGCUUUGUGGUCAAUGAGGAGGACAUGUUCUCAGACCCAAACUUCCUGGCUCAGGCCACAUUUCCUGUCAAAGGCAUCCGCUCAGGUUACCGCUCCGUACCUCUGAAGAACGGCUACAGUGAAAACAUGGAGCUGGCCUCUCUGCUCGUCCACAUCAAUGUGCAGCAGGCUGGGAGAGCAGAGGAGGAGCUGUACUCGUCCUCCAACCAGCUGAGGAAGAAGCAAGCCGAGCACAGCGAGCCCUUCCUGUACGACACACACAGCAGCCUUCAGCGCGCCUCGCUUCCUCAGAACCAGCUCGUCCGGGAGUCCAGCGAGAGGCACAGGCCAAAGGAGAAGAAGAUAAACAACAGCAAGUUUUACUCCUGAGGAUACGUCUGUCCAGUUGUCCCAGCUGUGGACUGGAAACUUGACGCUAUUAAUUGCUUCCAUACAGAUCAGGAUUGAAACGGUUUGAACUUCUCCUGCCAGAACUGAGUGAUUAUAACAAGCAAAUGGCAACGAUAUGAUGUUACCUAUGAAAUACUAUUUAUUCAAAAUGAAACCACUUCGAGGAUGUAAAAUUUUUAAAGGUUCGGGGAAUGUUACUGGUGUGGCGUGCAGAGUUUGGAAUCAAACUGCUUCAUAUUAUUCAGAUGGUAUUUAUUUUAAUGACAGAUUCACUGAUGGCCGCUCAUUCUGAUGCUUUUUUGCCUUAAUAUCUGAAUUAAGAUGAAUUGAAAUUGAGUCCGACGCAAAAAAGAUUGUUUUCAAUGUUAAAAUGUUUUUAGAUUGUGUUUCUAAAGCCUUAUAAUUUACAUCUUCGGGUUAAUAAAGUUUGCUUAUUUCAACUUUAGCCGUUACCCCUGUUUUUAUUUUAUUCUUUCUAAGCUCCACUGUGUUAAAAAUGUUGCUACCUUUUAUAGCUGAAUAAAUUAUUAAAAUUUGA
Cyprinodon tularosa is the source of this 4477-nucleotide messenger RNA. It is a transcript of the gene plcg2, whose product is annotated as phospholipase C, gamma 2. Bases 181 to 3918 code for a protein of 1245 amino acids. Lineage: Eukaryota; Metazoa; Chordata; Actinopteri; Cyprinodontiformes; Cyprinodontidae. The record is from RefSeq and is a predicted model, not a curated record. Gene Ontology annotation, molecular function: protein binding; phosphatidylinositol-4,5-bisphosphate phospholipase C activity. The transcript has 33 exons. Gene Ontology annotation, biological process: phospholipid catabolic process; positive regulation of epithelial cell migration; phosphatidylinositol-mediated signaling.